Tachysurus fulvidraco (yellow catfish) is the source of this 6535-nucleotide messenger RNA. It is a transcript of the gene mafga, whose product is annotated as v-maf avian musculoaponeurotic fibrosarcoma oncogene homolog Ga. Bases 426 to 905 code for a protein of 159 amino acids. Gene Ontology annotation, biological process: regulation of epidermal cell differentiation; regulation of transcription by RNA polymerase II. The transcript is spliced from 3 exons. Gene Ontology annotation, cellular component: nucleus. NCBI's taxonomy places the organism in Eukaryota, Metazoa, Chordata, Actinopteri, Siluriformes, Bagridae. The record is from RefSeq and is a predicted model, not a curated record. Gene Ontology annotation, molecular function: RNA polymerase II cis-regulatory region sequence-specific DNA binding; DNA-binding transcription factor activity, RNA polymerase II-specific.
AGUGCAUUGUUAAAUGCUGAGUGUGCACGCGCGCUGCCGUGCAUUCACAGCGGCCGCGUGCGCUUUCCACCUGCUUCACUAAAUGCAGCUGAUUCAUCCCUAAAAGAUGCGCUUCCGUUUGACGGGAUUUACGGAGCUGGUUGUGGGGAUUCCCUUUAUCCGUUCGUUCAACACAAGCGGGCGGGAGGCAGCGAAGUGCAUCUGGUCUGGAAUCGAAAUCACGAGCGUGUGUAGUGGUGACAGCUAGGGGGCUCGUGGUCGAGAGAGAAAAAUGUGUAACCGGAUCGGCGCGUUAGUUUGCUAGCUCAUGCACACACACGCGCAGCACACGAGCGCUGCUGGUUCAUCAAAUCCAAUCGACGCUCCUGCUUUUAAAGAGCGCCAUCAGACAGUCUUCCAGGAUAGUCACGUGUGGCUCUCGUGGCAUGACUACUACAAGUAAGGGAAACAAAGCCCUGAAGGUGAAGCGGGAGCCAGGAGAGAAUGGCACGAGCCUUACGGACGAUGAGCUAGUGUCGAUGUCGGUGCGUGAGCUGAACCAACACCUGCGCGGCCUAUCCAAAGAGGAGAUCGCACAACUAAAGCAGCGGCGGCGCACACUAAAGAACCGUGGCUAUGCCGCCAGCUGUCGCGUCAAGCGCGUCACUCAGAAGGAAGAACUGGAGAAGCAAAAAGCUGAGCUGCAGCAAGAGGUGGAGAAACUCGCUUCCGAGAAUGCCAGCAUGAAGGUAGAGCUAGACGUGCUGCGCUCCAAGUAUGAGGCACUGCAAAGCUUCGCCAGGACUGUGGCGCGCAGCCCCGUACCAGCUGCCAGGGGCGCAAUCACACCAAUCAUCGUACCAGGCAAGGUGGCCGCAACGAGUGUCAUCACCAUCGUCAAGUCCAAAACGGAGGCACGCUCGUAAUGCACAAUGCCUUUGGUCAGUGAAUCAUUAUCAAGCACAGAUCUGCAACAUCUGCUUCAAACAAUACAGAAGUUAAAAUAUGCUCUGCCUAGCAGUGUGCUUAUUAAGGCGGCAUGUAUGGUGAGGUUUGUUUGUUAACCUCCAUUAAGGCCUUCUGGUUUUUCAUAGCUGUAAUUUUUUUGUUUGUUUUGUUUUGUUUUUUUACAUUAACCUCAAGUGUUAUACAUUCCCAGAUUUAGCACAACCUUCUAUGCACCAGUGUAGGGAUUAUUAGUUCAUAAGACAAAAAUAACACAAGAGAGCAAAGCUAACGUGUCUACUUCUUUUAUUAUAACUAAUGAUUCUGUCUUAACAAGUUCUCAAUUAGCUGAGUCAUGUGUGAAAGGGCAAGCAAACUUGGCACUGGUUAAACAGUAGAACAAUGCAGUUCAACACGGAGACCACCGACUUUGGUUGGCACCAUAUUUGCAACAUUGCACUGAGAGUUUUGUUUACUGAUAUUUAGCAACCUGGUAUUUUCUCGGUAUAAUGGGGAAAAUAUUGGAUUUGUUUUCAUUUUUCAGAUUCGUGUGCUUGAUAGUAUCCACUGACCACCUCUUAGAUGGGCUGGAAAACAAUGCUAGUGAUGAUGAAAUCAAUUAAUUACAGAAAUUGUCGGUAUUCAAAAGAUCUUAUGCUUACCUUAAACAUGAGCCAAUUAUGGGAGUCAGGAGUAGUUUUCAGACGUUGCAGUGGCUGAGUCAAUUCACAGCCAGUUGUAGGUGAAAUUCAGUCUUCUUCUCAAUCUCAACUUCUAUUUAAAUGAAUCCAUUCUGCUAAAAUUUGUCACAUUAAAAAAACAAACAAAGCAAUUCUAUAUUAAUAUUAAUCUGUAAACAUAUUAUUCCAAUUAUGGGAUUUCUGGGAAAUUUUGAAGACAUAUUAAGGUUAGCUUUGGAUAUAUUGCCUGUAUUAAUGUUAAUAAGAGCACUUUGACACUCAGUCAGUGCAAUAGGAUGAAAACCACAAACUCUCAUUAUUGGCUUUAAAACAAAGUUGGGGGAAAUAUCCAAUUUACACAAAUUUUCCACUUUAGGCAGCACUGAUCUCCAACAUAUCCAAAUGUUGCUUCUUUAUUUUUGUUCUGGAUCUUGGCUAAUUAUUGGUAGUCCAUGACAACUUUAGCCAUUUGUCUUAAACCUGACUGUUAAAAUAAUCUGUAACUGGAAAUUAAACGAUUAAAGAAUGAAUACAGGAUGUACCCGUCAAUUCAAGAUUUUAUAAGCAUACAUUAAAUGAAUGGGUUUAAAUUGGCUGCAGUUUGUAUUAGGACUAGAUUCUGGCUUCUGUUACUCAUGAGAUGUCCUCAUGUUCGCUUCAUGUUACGUCAAGCGCAAAAAAGCAGAAAAAGCUAAAAAUACGGACAACAAACAUGUCAUGGCUGAUAAACAGUGUUUUAAAUACAGAGCAUUUGUGUCAAUUUGAAUUUUCCCCAAAAUGAUUCCUUUAUUGAUGAAAGUUUGGUGUUCCAUGCCAUGCCAGGCUAACACAUAAAAAAACAAAACAAAAAAACCCCAACUGUUAGUUUUUUGUGCCCUGUUUGUUUAAUUCCAUUUGUGGAAUGAUGUUUACAAGUUAUAUUCUGAUGAAUAUGACAAGGAGAGGCAAUAAACUACCGUAUUUAUGCAUGGAAAAGGAGAAAUCCGGUAACUGUCUCCGAGGGUGAUGUUCACCUUUCAUAGACACAAGUUUGUUAUGAGGGAGCCUGUCCACAGAACAUAGCAAACUCCUUCCUUGUUUGAUUGAAUUCUGUUUUAUGUGUUUUUAAAACUGGUUUGAUGUAGAAGUUCAUUGGCAAAUGUGAAGUAUCGAGUGGUUUCGUUUCGUUCGACUUUCUAGAGCUUAAUACUGUGGAUGGACUGGUCAUAGUUGCCUAAACACUGAUCCACACAAGCUUUAUCGUUUACUUAUUAUUAGCAAGUGUUCUUUGAUGUCUUUGUCCAGCUAAAGUUCUAGCUCUAUCUUUGUUAUUUUCUGGUAAGAAAAUGUUUUGUUAUUUAUAACAGAGGUGUCCAAUUCAUGUCUUAGUAGGUUAGAGUUCAACACAGUUUGCCAGUCAUUUGCCUGCACUAAUUAACACACCUAAUAGUAAUCGCUAAAAACAAGGAGUUUUUCUAUCAGGUGUCUUUCAGCAGGUAAAUAACAACUAAACUGCAUACCUGACUUUAACCAGUUGAGUUGGACACCUCUCAUUUAUAGGGAAAAAAAUGUCUGGGGAAAAAUACAAACCUUGAACUUGUUUGAUAUUGACUUUGCAAUUGUACCAAAAGUGGCUUAUUAUUGAAGUCUGAUAGCUUUUUUAGUGACUAGGCGCGUGGCGUGCUGUGAAAGUGAUCAGGUGGCAGUGUCGUCCACUCUAUUGGUGUCAUUCUGUACUAUUUACAUGAAUAUAUUUAGAAGAAUUUGUAGAAGACAGGCAAUGUAUAGAAGACAGUUAACCAUCUGUUUUGGUCCCUUCCAUAUAACUGAUGCAGAUUUUUUUUUAACACCAUCUCAAUUUGUUGCGCAGCACAAAACUGAAUUCUUCCGCCUGUGUGGUUUCUCCCAAAUAAUGGACUUCCAUAACGCAAGAUGUUCCUGAAGGUGCUAAACAGGGCAAUUGUUAAGCAAGGUUUUAUAACUUUGGCAAGACUUUUUUUUUAAACAUGUGUAUGGGUUUAGUUAAUAAGAACGUCUUUACAAUCAUUGAAUUUCUGCUUUAUUUUGGUUAUUAUGUGUCUGUAAUAAACAACAGCAGAAUUAUGUUUAAAAAAAAUUAGCAGUGAAGUUCAGUUAAAACUAUUGUGCCAUGCUUUUGCCUUAUUGGCUGUUCAUCGUGGUGCCAACAUUCCCCUUUUUUCAUACAGUGUGACACUGUAUGUUGAUCUUUUGGUUGAACUGAAUAAAUCUGUGUGUCAUAUUAUACUUACACUGUCGAUUAACAACAUAUUGAAAAAAUUAACAGAUUUAUUGAUGAAUAUUGCCAUGAUGGUAGAACUCCAAAACUGAAGUUGAAUCAUAAUUACCACAACAAAAAAGGUUGGGUGUAUCGUUAUGUAAAAUAAAUCUCAACCAGCGCUUACCUUGCUUUUUUCCAUUACAUAGCUUAUGAGCUGUGUCAGACUGAACAUGGUAGUAGAUGAGGUGUUGCACUAGAGAAGCAGCAAAGUGCUUUCAUGAGCAUAUGAAGGUGAAUUAAAACGAAUUGCACUGUUGCGAUAGGUAGAUUUGCUCAGGAUAAAUAAAUUCAGCUUCCAACUGUAUGGUGAAAGGGCAGCAAAGAGGGGAGUUUGCAACAUCACAGCUCUAGCACCCUUGGUUCUGUCCUGAGAUCUGGUUAGUGUGUAGUUCUGGCCACAUGGGUUUCCUACAGGUCCUCCCAGGGGUGGACAAAUCAUAAAUUCAUUAACUAGUCCACCAGACAAGUGAACACUCCGACGUGCAACAAAGUCAUUAAGUUGUUGGAAAACAUUUUGACUAGAAGGCUCUGUCCACGUAUUGAAUGGAGUGUGUAUAUUCUCUGAAUGUUUUUUUGCAAGGCGACUAUUUCUUUUUAUCUUAGGUGGUUUUCACACUGGGCAUGUUUGCUGCAGCCCAAUUCCGAGUGCGAUUGUUCUUGCAGCAGUGGUCUGGUUUCAGACCUCGCUGCAUUUGCAUUCAUCUUACAUCAUCACAAACGGGCAUGAAGAACACACUGUGUUGUGGAAACCAGUGAUUUCGUCAUCUGCUAAAACACAUGCACAGGUUAUUAGUAUGAGUUGCUUCACGUUCACUAGAAUCAUGGCACAGUUCCAGGGCAACCGAACUCACACCACCUGCUACAAGUACUCUCGGGUUUGGUACCGUAGUGUGAUUCCUGGUCCACAUGACAGCUUUCACAUUACCCAUGUUACAUUUGCAUUACCAAUUAAUCAUUCUCUGUUUCAGACUGAAUUUCCAGCGUGAAAGCCACAUAAGUGCGCCUUAUAUAUAAGCUUUGCACUAGAUUUUUGGUAGUGGUUCCACAUGGCCACAUGUUGCUGAUUCUGAGCUUUUACCUGGUCAUUCUAAAUAAUCCACCUAUUACAAAUUAUUUCCCACAACCAGAUCCUUGCCUGAGCAGCAAGGUGUGUUGCACCACAAUGAAGAGCAUUAAGUGUAAACCGUCACACCAAAUGACGACUAAGACAGUAAGACUUUUUUGUUGGGGUCAAAAACUCUUGAGGAACAUUUUGACCAACGAGCAAAAUCAUUACUUAGGUGAAGUUGCAAAGUCCUGAACUCCUGUUUUGUAGAACGAAGUAGUUGGACAAGAAGUUUAAAUCUCUUGCAUUAUAUUCUACCUGGGCAGUGAGCUGGCAUGGAAACUUGUGGUACUAAGUCACAGUGUAACGUCACAUUUACUGUACCGAAUAAUAGGGAUGUGAUCAGUAAUCUGGUUUACAGAGAGGAAAUGAAAUAGUAGAUGGCAGUUAUUUAACGACUUACUUUUUAAACAGCUAACAUGCCAGCGGAAAAGCUUACUCUUAACAAGAUUUUAAAAAGUAUCGUAGCAAUUAUGCUAACAAAAGAGUUUGGUUUACAUGAGCUCUUUGAAAAUACAAUUUAACAUCAAAAUAGUUGGCAGCCGGUUUAUCAUACAGCUUAUCAUUCUCAAAGUCUAUAGAAGUCUGAAUUUAGAUUCCUGGUUUUGGGGGAAAAAAGAAAAUAAAAAACAUUUCAGGAUCUCAGGCAUUUCUUGUGUUUACUACACACAGGCCUCCUCUGUAGUGGUAAAUGGAGUUCUUGGACAAAUGCCCCACUUUAUCCUUUUGUGGAUAUAAAUUAUUGAUCUGAGCUAUUUCACAUAGUCCGAUGUCCAUGAUAGUUAGCAUAAUAGAGCGGUUGUAAGAUUGACAGGAGGAAGGAGAGAUAUCACACUGAGCUGAGUAUUGAAUGAUAAAGAAGUCUGUUUUUGCUGUGCUUUGAGUAACAGCAUCAGGAAUAGAAGCUUUUUUUUUUUUUAAGCUUAGUCAGUCCAGAAAUUGGCAUGUCUUACAGCUCUGUAGGAGACCUUGUCAUUUUUAAACACAGAUCACACUAUGCAUCCAGGAGAGCCGCCUUUAAUCCCUACCAUUGUCUUACCAGAGAUUCCGAGGUUCACUCACUUGAUCAGCACUUAAUGUGACAAACUCUAUUAGCUUUAGGCUAACCGGGCUUUGUUCAUCAUGUUCUUUGUUCGUUGAGAGGGUUCAAACACCAGGUUCAUAUAUGACUAGUUUGUUGUCUCAGAAUUGUUAAAUCAGAAAAAAAAAGCUUAUGAAAUGUGAGUUGGUUAUCGGUGAAUAGAAUGUGCUGUUUUGGAUAUAUAUGAGUACUUUGUAUGAAAUACAGUAACAAAAUGGGUGAACUGUAACUUUAUUAAUUAAAUUAUUGUACUUUUUUGCAAUCUGUACAUAAAAAGUGAUGAUGUAUUAAUAUCUAUAUUCAUAUAUAAGAACUGUGGAUUUUAACCAUGCAGAUAGUCUUUCUUGGGUUUGACUAAGUUAUCGAUGUACUGUUGUAUAUCUGUUGUAUAUAUUGUAUGUUUGGUGAUAUACAGCUUCCUUUAUUUUAUAUAUGAUCAAUAAAAAGGUUUUGAGAGAUGUCCAUAA